AUGGCAUUGAACCGCCUGCUCGUGACGCUGGUUCGUCACGGAGAGUCCCAAGACAACCAGCAAGGGAUCUGGGCAGGCUUCCGAGAUACGCCUCUCACCACCAAUGGCAUCAGUCAAGCAAGGGCGCUGGGUCAGUCGUUCGCCAAUGUGCCGCUCACAGCCAUCUACUGCAGCGACUUGAAGCGCGCUGCCAUGACCGCCGACGAGAUCCUCAAGUCGAAUCGGUCCAUCCCACCACCGCCUCUGGUGCAAUCCAUGUCGCUGCGAGAGAUCAACUUCGGACAAGCCGAGGGUCAAAGCUAUGCCAGUGCAGAGUGGAUGCAGGGCUCGAGCGGCGAAGAUGCUCGCAACUUUCAUUUUCCCGACGGCGAAUCGCUCCAAGAGGUGAAUGCGAGGAUCGCCAAGGCGGUGCGUCAGUUCAUCCUUCCGCGCGUCGAGGCGCUCCGCAAGAAGCCUCCUUCGGAACAGUCCGCUGCUGCUGCUGACGUGGCGCACAUUUGCAUCGUUGCUCACGGAAUCGCCAUCGCUGAGUUGCUGCGUGUGUUUAUGGCGCUUCACGACGACUCGCCCUCCAGCCCUUGGACAGAUCCAAAGACGACCUAUCAACGGGUGCGCCUCGAGAACACGGGCUGGUCUCGUCUCGAGCUUGCGGUGCCAACUCAGAGGGACGACGAGCUCCCUUCUCCCUCCGACUCCGACUCUGCCUCGCCCACCAAGCCAAACGCUACCUCCAGUAGAACUGCGCCUAUUGGGUCAACGACGACCGCUCAUUCGAAUGCGCAGUCCGACUAUACGGACUUUGGCGAAGUACAAACAGACCUCGUCGAGGGCCCUGCUGAUGUGACAUCCAGAAUGCCCAGCAGAUUGCUACUACCAUCUUCCCACACUGCGUCUGCAUCUCGUCCCGUUUACGUUCGCAUACUGUGUCAAAACCAGACGGAUCAUCUGCGCGGCUUCAGCUCUCAGCAAGACUCUGUUAGUUCGGCCGCCAAGACGGUGGCACACCUAGCUGGUGGUGGAUCGGCCUCCAAAACCUCGACCAGCGCCGGCUCAGGUGCGGGAGCUGCGGGCUCAACUCCAUCCGCGAGUGCAGCGGCAGUCGGGCUGCCUGCUUCAUCGACGCUGGCUUCCAUCGCCUCGAACGCGAUCGGGUCCAACACGAACGCCAAUGCGGCCACGGGCCCUACCACUCCGACACCCGGCGCUGCUGCUUCCGCAACGAGCACACCCAAACCCUUCACCACCACCCCGACCUCGACGCGCAAUCUCAGCUCAUACGAUCCGAGGAUGAUGGCCAGAGAGCUCGAGCGCGCAGGCGCUUCUUCGAUGCUGGCUGGCCCGGACGCGGCCCCGUCGAGCAGCGCAAGCACCUACUUCCCUUCGCCCACCGCAGCAUCCAUUCUCGCGGCCGACCGUCAAGCUUCCAUAAGUGGACACGCAGGCACCUCAGGCAGCACGGGCGCAAACGCCAGCCUCGAUCGGGGCAGCAUCAGUGCGUCUCCUGGCGUCAGCAGUAGCCUGGGCGCAACCUACACCACUCAGUUCAGCGGCGCCUACCCCCAAGGUAUUCCCACAAGCGUCGCUGGCACAACGUCUCCAAAUCCUGCCAGCAUGGUCUUUCCAGCCGGUCCGAACACUUCUUCGGACACAUGGCAGAUGAUCUGUAUCCGGGUGCUGCCUCUGUUCAACGGCGAAGCGCUUCGCACGAGCAUCGAAGAUCUCAACGAGAUGGUGAGCCUACACGUACGCAGGACGCUCGAUCGCGGUCAGAGCCAUGCCGUCGAAUCCCUCACCCUCGACAUCAUGUCGCUGGCGUCGACAGGCAUCCUGACCAUUAAUUCCAAGCUGCAAGGACUCGAAGAUACCCGCCUGUUGCUGCGACUGGUCGAGGUCUGGACUUUCUUCCUUGGACAGGUCCUCCCCUACUGCGAGGCCUGCUUUCUUCCCAUUCAGACGGAUGCGGCCAUCCGCAGUCUCAUCGCGACCUCGUCUUCGUAUGGGGCAGCGGCUGGAGGUGGGGCCAGCAACAUCGUCGGCCCUUUCAAUACGAGCUCCGCCUUCGCUCCGUCCAACGCGGUCGCUACGCAGCGCAUUGAUGUCCGCCGAUUGCUUCUCAUCGUCUUUAGGGAUCAGGUGCUCUUCCCCAUUCAGGAGAGGCUCUCUCAUCUGUUCGCACACUUGGCCGAGCUCGACCCAGCCUUUGCGGCCGCCGAAGGCAACAACAUUGGCGGCGGCGGCGACGACGGCAUCAAGCAGAUCUCGCUACGUUUGCUCCAGAUGACCAGCGUUCUCGCCAGUAUCUUGAGCGAGGACGAGGCGCAGGAGGCAAUGGACGGUCUCUUGCGUGCUCUUCGGCUCGGGUCCAAGGGUGCGUCCACGGGACGCCAUCGCGGCCCUGGAGACAGUCAAGGCGCUCGUGCUGCAUCACCGACGCAGAGGAACAAUCGUCGAGGCUGGAUGGCGCAAAAGGCCCGCAAGCAUGGUCCUUCUCUCGGAUCCGAAACAGAAGUCAGUGCGUCCGAUGUCGUCAACGGAACUUCCUCGUUGCCCCGACCGAUCUUGUUGGAUACCAGCAUCGGCCCGCAAGCCUCCUUCGGGACUCGUCCAAGCCAUCUGAACAGCUUUAGGGACGUGCUCGGUUCUCAAUUUGGGCCAAAGAUGACCGAAGACGAAUAUCUUAGGUCUCUCCGAUCACCCGGAGGCUCGCCUGCCAUUUCCACACCGGGUCAGCCAGAAGCCCUUGAUACGCAAUUCGUCGAUACAGCGAUCUCGCCCUCCAUUGCAGCAAAUCAUCCGUCGACACAUGCCCGAUCAGGCAGCGAUGCAAUCGCAUCCACACCGAUGGCAGGUCCGAGAGCGGAAGUUUCCUUCCACACGGAUGCCAACGAUAGCGAGCAGGUCGUCGCACCACCCACCGCACUAGCUGCAUAA
Molecule: messenger RNA, 2931 nt
Organism: Kalmanozyma brasiliensis GHG001
Lineage: Eukaryota; Fungi; Basidiomycota; Ustilaginomycetes; Ustilaginales
Product: Histidine phosphatase superfamily, clade-1
Exons: 1
Coding region: 1-2931 (976 amino acids)
Biological process (GO): TORC2 signaling
Cellular component (GO): TORC2 complex
Molecular function (GO): catalytic activity
Source: RefSeq, a predicted model, not a curated record